AAAAUAAAGAAGGUGUAUUUGUAGAAAAGGAGGAGACCAUACUAAAAAGGAGACUUGAAGAAAACGAAAGUAUAAAGUUUGAGGAAAACAAAAGUAUAGGGUUUGAGAAAAAUGAAAGUGUAGAGUUUGAAGAAAAUAAAAGUGUAAAGUUUGAGAAAAACAAAGCCAUGUUUGAAAAAAAUAGAAACACUAUGCUUGAGGAAAAUGAAGAG
Dentiscutata erythropus is the source of this 212-nucleotide messenger RNA. Lineage: Eukaryota; Fungi; Glomeromycota; Glomeromycetes; Diversisporales; Gigasporaceae. The record is from the annotation of a GenBank genome assembly.